CACUGUUGCGCUAUGUUAUAAACGGGUUCAUCGUUUUACAACUAGAGGUUCUACCUUUUUUCGUCUUUCAGCGUUUGCCAUUCGGUAGAGCUAUAUUUGGACCCUACAAAGCUGGAAGUGUACAUACCUCUCCUGUUUACGUAGAGGCCCUGGUAAUCCCUCCUUCUGAUUUGCUCAGCUUUCCUCCAGGACCUUGUUGAACGUGUUAACUUGUGUCGCCAUAAUCAUUAACGGAGGCAGCGGCGCCGGGUCGCUGCUGAGGGUAUUCCUUUCAGACUUCAUGUCCUGGGCGUGAUAAUACAAAAAUGGUUGGAGGGUGGCUCGCCAGAUUCUUUGUUCCGAACUUGUUCCAGCCACCUGCUGCCGAAGCGGAGCAGGAGGUGGAUGAGGAUACACGGAUGGGAGAGGCGCUGCAAGCGGAAGAGGAAGUAAGCGCGUUACGCACCCGUGUGGAAGAGCUUGCGCGUCAAAAUGAACUCCAGCGCCAACGAGAAGAGGAGCUCUGGCGGAGGGAACAACAACUGGAACAGCAACUGCUGAACUUACAGCAGCAACAACAAGCGACGGCAGCAACAGCAGCAGCGGCGGCAGCGGCAUCACCACAACGUCCAAAGUACCGAGCCCGGGCUGCCCCCGGGCCUGUUGCUGCUGCUGCUGCUGCCGGCCUCGGUAGCGGUGGUCGCGGUGGUGUUGGGGGGUCAGCAGCUGCAGCUGCAGGGGGGGCAGCAAGAGGCAAAGGAGGCCGUGUGGCUGCGGGGUCCAAGCGGACUCGUGAGGAGGCGGGCCUGGAUGGGGGCGGGGAGGAGGAGGACGGGGACGUUGUCAUGCUGGAGCAGGAGGAGGAGGGACUGCAGGCGGAGCAGCAGGCGGCGGUGAGGCGGCGGCAGGAGGAACGACAGCAGCAGCAGCAGCAGGUGGUGGAGGAACAGCAGCAGCAGCAGGUAGAGGAGGGGCAGCGGACGCCGUUUAGCAUUGAGCGGCAAGUCUUUUCAACUCGAGCUCGCACUGGGACCGUAACUCCAAUUGCUACUGGUGCUACUGGUGGUGCUACCGGUGGUGCUGCUCCCUUUGCUACUACUACGCCUGUGACGUCUCCAGCUGUCGCAGCGGCUGCUGCUGCUGCUACUGCCCCUGUCACUACCUCGCCAGUUGUGGCUGCUUCUGGGGGCGGCCAUCUCGGAGUCGGUGGCACGGCUGCUGGUGGUGCAAGAGCAGCAGCAGGACCCGCGUCUCCUCCUUCUUCUAAUCGACAGCAGCAGCGGACGACCAUGCAAGCGGCAGCUGUUCUCGUCACUGAGACGCCCGGCCGGACAACGCCGCCGCCGCCGCGGUCGUCAGCAAAGGGCCCCGCAACCCGCCCUAAUGCUGCCUCCCCACGGCAGCAGCAGCAGGAGCCUCCUCCUCCUCGCCCCCAGCCCCAACAUCAGCAACACCAGCAGCAGACGCAGCAGCAGGCGCAAUCGCCGCAACCUCCGCAGUCCCAGUCCCAGCGAGCGCCCUUUAGUACAGAGCGGGAGGUGUUCUCCACGACCCGCUUCCCGAGGUCCCAGGUAGCAGUGAAUGCACCGGCCGCCACGGUUAACACCCCUGUCACCACUGCCAGAGAAGCGGGAGCUGCUGCGAACGCCGCUGUUGCGGUGACGACGGCAGGAGCGGCGAUGACGUCCGCAGCGGCGGCAGCGGCAGUGGCGAGGACAGCGGCCACGGCUGCUGCUGCUGCUGCUGCUGCGGCGGCGGCGACGGCGGAGGGAGCAGUGAGAGCUCCCUUCAGUCGGGAGACUGAGGUGGUGGUGCUGGGACGGAGGUCCCCGGCAACGCCCCUUACCGGCGUUUCCAGCAACAACAUCAACGACAGCCACAACGGCAGCGGGGUGGCUCGGAGGCCGGUGUUCACCGGGGCUCCGGCUGCUGCUUCUCCUUGUGCUGCUGCUGGCGCCGACCCUGGCACCGGUUCCGCCUCGGCUGCUGCUGUUGCUGCUGCCGCGGCUGGUACCAGUGCCGUGCUCUCCCCCUCCCCCGCCCGCAUGCGCUCCCCGGGGACCCCAGCCAAGGAGCUUGAGGCCAUGAAGGUUUCUGAGCUGAAGCAAUGGUUGAUCAGCCGGGGUAUGGGCCCGCAGCUGCUACAGCUGCGUAGCUCGCCCGCCAAGAGGGAGCUGCUGCGGCUAGCAAGGGAGGCGGAGUGAGGGGGAAGGGAACGAGGAAGAGAAGGAGGGAGGGAAGGAGGGAGGCGGUGGAUUGAUCCCAUGGAUGGGAGGUGUGGUUGUGGGCAGGCGUGCAUGCAUGCAUGGCUGUGCAGGGCUGUAGCGUGUGCUUGUAGCAUUCUUGGUUCACCUGUCAAGCAAGCUGUGCAGGGACGGACAGAUAACUUGCUUGGACUGAGUUUGUACCGCGGGGUUCGGGGUUGAGAGCGGGGGCACGUGCGAGGGUGCCGUGCCGGGCCGCCUGGUGUUAGGGGAAGACCGUUACCUAUUGUACUUUGUACCGCCUUUCGGGCUUACUUGAUGUGUAGCUGUCUUGGAGGGGGCGAGGGCUGCCUUUCGACUGUGCUCGCUUGUGCGAUAACCGUUUACAGAGUGGGUUGUAGGAUGUGCCGUACAGCAAUGUACGGCAAGACACCUUGUGGACCAUCCUGUUGGAAUUAUGCUUAAUUCAACAGCUUGUAGGUUAUCCCUGUCAUUAAUACCGCUACGGUUACCGUCUGCUAUACGCUGUUGGACACCAGAGGCUGAGACCGAGAGGCUGGCAGACGUGAUUCCCGUGUGGCAUGCUGUACGAGGCGCUCGGGGUGUGGGUCAUUGGAGGCAUCGGUUUGUGGGGGCGCGUGGUUCUUGUGGGGCUUGUGCUUAGCGUGGGUUUAAACUCUCACGGUCUUUAAAAGCAGCGAUGUAAUCUUGCGCUGGAAAGGUGCACGCAUUUGGUGUCGACGUUGGCGUUCCCGAAGUAGCCCUAGGGCUAGGAUUAGGAGGGUUAGGAUUUCACUUGGACGGCUAGAAGUCACACGGGGUAUCAGGA
Molecule: messenger RNA, 3012 nt
Organism: Astrephomene gubernaculifera
Lineage: Eukaryota; Viridiplantae; Chlorophyta; Chlorophyceae; Chlamydomonadales; Astrephomenaceae
Source: the annotation of a GenBank genome assembly